Molecule: messenger RNA, 832 nt
Organism: Lingula anatina
Lineage: Eukaryota; Metazoa; Brachiopoda; Lingulata; Lingulida; Lingulidae
Product: acid-sensing ion channel 1-like
Biological process (GO): sodium ion transmembrane transport
Cellular component (GO): plasma membrane
Molecular function (GO): ligand-gated sodium channel activity
Source: RefSeq, a predicted model, not a curated record
CAUGAUCACGUACUCUGUCAUCGACUACUAUCACUACCCGGUGCAAACCAAAGUCGGCAUAGAAUACCGUCGUUCUCUCCGCUUUCCAGCUGUGACCAUCUGCAACGUCAACCGAUACAAAAAAUCCAAAAUCAUCAAAAACCAAACGCUGAUGUCGCUGCUUCAUUACAUCUCUCCGCUACCCGCCUCUCUGAAAAACGACAUCAACAGGUCUGAUCCUCUCCUGCCAAUAGUGCUAAACACUACGAAGACCGACAGCCUGAUUUCCAUGGCCGGAUAUAGCGUAGACGACAUGUUCUGGAGCUGCUUCUGGAAGAACCAUGCCAUCAACUGCAGUGAGGCGUUUACUACAACUUUUACCAGCAUGGGGCGCUGUUUCACGUUUAAUUCUAAUGGCUCGCUCACCGCCGAGAGGACUGGAAGUUCUUCUGGACUGUGGUUGCGUAUGAAAUUGCAGCAUGAGGAGUAUACGCCGGGGUUUGCUUUGUCGGCUGGUGUUAAGGCGCUGCUCCACGAGCCAUAUGAAGUCCCUCUAGUACACGAACAAGGCUUUGCUGUGUCUGCAGGCUAUGAGGCACUUGUCGCUAUACGCAUGACACAAAUAAUAGGCCAGGCCCUGCCAUAUCGCGGCAUAGACUGCAUAGAUACCAAGGCCUCGACGUUUCGAAACCCUUUAAAAUUUUACCCCACGUACAGUUUGUCCGGGUGUAUAUACGAGUGCCAGGCAAGAUACGUUAAUGACGUAUGCGACUGUACCUUGUUUUAUCAUCCAGGAUCAUCUACUGGUUCUCCGACCCUGUGUCAACCUGCGUGCUUCUCUCGCCAAUACUAA